AGUUAAUCUACACUAGAUGGAUUAGUAAAUAUUGUUAAUAUUAUAUUAUAAUAAUUAAAGAUUACAAUUUAAUUUAGGAGCUAAUUAGAUCUCGUUCGCAUUUGAAAAAAGUUAGGAUUAAAUUGAACUUUUGAUGGCCUGCAAUAAUAAAGAACCUUUGUCACUUGCUAGGGAUGUGCAGAGGGCUGUGGAAAUAUUGGAUAUACUUCAGAAAUCUGGUGAUUUUGACAAUUUCAAACUUGCAUCCCUUCAAAAAAUCCUACAAAGUGAGUUCUGUGUAGCUGUUCGAGAAGUUUACGAGCAUGUGUACGAAACUGUGGACCUCAGUGGAAGCACCGAUGUCAGGGCCAAUGCCACGGCUAAGGCGACAGUGGCAGCGUUUGCAGCCAGCGAGGGCCACGCCCAUCCUCGAAUCGUCGAACUCCCGAAAACGGAAGAGGGAUUGGGAUUCAACGUGAUGGGAGGCAGGGAGCAGAACUCGCCGAUCUACAUAUCGAGGAUCAUUCCAGGAGGUGUGGCCGACAGGCAUGGAAGCCUGAAGAGAGGCGAUCAACUGCUCAGUGUCAAUGGAGUUAGCGUUGAAGGUGAGCCUCACGAGAAAGCUGUUGAACUUCUGAAAGCCGCUCAAGGUUCGGUGAAGCUGGUUGUUAGGUACACUCCAAAAGUCCUUGAAGAGAUGGAGGCGAGAUUUGAUAGGCAGAGGAUGGCCAGGAGAAGACAGCAGAGUCAAUGAUUGGUUGAUUAGCUGAUUGAAAAUUGUUGGUAUUAGUACGAAACAAAAGCUCAACUGAACAAAACAACUUGUAGAUUUAGAAAAAAUUAUUCCGACGCAUGCGUAAUGGGAUGAUAAUUAGUUAAUUAAUUAGUUCUUAAUUAAUUAAUUAAUUAAUUAAUUACUGACCGAUUUCAGGCAAAUGUAUAAUUCAAUAAUUUAUUUUAAUUUUUUUAAUAAUUUUAGUACACAUGCAUCUGCAUGCCAGUCACAAUUCAAUUUCUCAAGUAAUCAUCAUUUUAUUGAGUGGGUUUAUUUCAAUAGUUCUAGAUUUUACGUUUUUGUUUGUUAAUAUUUUGUUGAAAACUUUAGUUAGUCGGUUCAUUUAAUAUUUUUCUAACUUUUUCAUUCAUGAUAUGUUAUGGUUGAGUGAAUGAUCAGUUAAGUAGAUGAAUGAAUGAAUGAAUGAAUGAAUGAGUGAGUGAAAUGAAAGAAUGAUUGAAUGAAUAUUUAAUUGAAAUAAUAGUUUUAAAAAUGAAUAUCAAGGCGAAUGAACGAACGAACGAAUAAUUGAUUGUAUGAACGACAUCCAGAUUAUAUCAUCUUUUUUUUCAUUCCAAUGCUCAUUGUCAAAUUUGUUGCUAAUUUUUUUUAAAUUUACUUAAAAUAAACUAAAUUAGAAUUCCGUCGGUAUAUGUACGUUCUAAGUAAGCUGCACAGCACAGCGGUUUAAAAUAACUUCUCAAGAGAUUGAGAAUUGUACAUAUUUGAUUUCAGUUAUUUUCGAUAAAAACUUCCUAGCCAUGAUUUUGUUUUUGAAGAUCUUGUCAACAUGCUCACAAGUUUUUACCUGGUUCUAUCGUAUUGAGACAUUUUAAAAUUGAAAAUAUGUGUAUAAGUAAAUGGAAAAAUCAAUUCACCAUUGGAGAUAAUUGUUUGAGUUAGUCAUUUGUUGUUGUCAUUUAUAGAAUAGUAGUUAUUGCAUGUAUUUAUUAUUGUUCUUCAUCUUGUAAUGUCAUGAAUAAAUUUAUUUUUAUUUG
Helobdella robusta is the source of this 1752-nucleotide messenger RNA. RefSeq lists its product as hypothetical. The record is from RefSeq and is a predicted model, not a curated record. Lineage: Eukaryota; Metazoa; Annelida; Clitellata; Rhynchobdellida; Glossiphoniidae. The transcript is spliced from 8 exons. Bases 134 to 733 code for a protein of 199 amino acids. Gene Ontology annotation, biological process: protein localization to basolateral plasma membrane; maintenance of epithelial cell apical/basal polarity; neurotransmitter secretion. Gene Ontology annotation, cellular component: basolateral plasma membrane; cell-cell junction; synapse. Gene Ontology annotation, molecular function: protein binding.